Drosophila serrata is the source of this 931-nucleotide messenger RNA. RefSeq lists its product as uncharacterized. Lineage: Eukaryota; Metazoa; Arthropoda; Insecta; Diptera; Drosophilidae. The record is from RefSeq and is a predicted model, not a curated record.
UAAUGAGAAUCCAUGGCUCCGGAGAAUAUUUGAUGUGUGAACUAAGUUAGUUAGUUCUUGGUGAGAGUUCUGAGCAGAAGGUCUAGCCAGCAGAUCAGGCUCCAGAGCAGCCUUUAAAUAUGUAUCCAAAUUGGCCCGUUACGCUCCACUUGACGCUGGUGUGCCUGGGCGUUGUUGUGGGCCAAAUGUUUGCACAGCCGCUGACAAAGAUCCGCGGCCCUUUGAAUAUCGAAUCAGCGGCUGGCCAGAUGAUUGAGGAAGCCGGUCUGCAGCAACAUCUCCAACAAAUCACGGGCAGCGAAGCGUUGGCGCCAUUGUUGCUUCAGUUAGUGGGCCAAACUGUGCCAAAUUGGCAGCAGCAGCAGCAACAGCAGCCGCAACAGCAACUGCAACAGCAACAACAACAGCAACAGCAACAGCAACAGCAGCGACCCAAACAGGCCACAAAUCAGCCGCAACAACAGGGGGAGCAACACUUUUUUGUUUAUGGAAACGCGGCGAGUCAACAACCCCAGAUAUUGGCCGGGUUCAAUGGCGUCAAUGGGCGACCUGAAAUGCUGAACCAGCUACAGCAGCAGCUCCUGCCAAAGCCCAUUCAGGCGCAACAACAAUAUGCCGCCGAAUCCAGGCCAAAAAUCGUUAAGGCGCCGCCUGCGGCAGCCGUUUGGGCGCCAGCAUUGUCGAACCCACCGCAGCUCAACCAGCCGCUCUUGAGGCCCCAGACGAUCCCAUCCCCCGCAAAUGCUGCCUCGCCGGCAAGUUGCCAACUCUGCUGCAAUCCAUCGGAACUUGCCACGCCCACGGCCACGCCAUGUCCGCCCUCCAGUGGGGGCCACGAGAUUGUACCGCUGCUGACUGCCACGGCGCUCAAGGCGGCAGUUGGUUAAGUUUUUAAUUAAAUCGCUGGCAUAAUUAAUAAUAAAGAUGCGCA